ACCAACACCACAGACACCAAGAAUCUUUCACUGUCUCACGCACGCAGAGCCACUCGCACAUUUUUGGCCGGCGAUGGAGGUGACCCCGAAGCACACGCAGGCGGUGAGCGGGUGGGCGGCCAUGGAGCCCUCCGGCGAGGUGGUGCCCUUCGCCUUCAAGCGCCGGGAGAACGGCGUGGACGACGUCACCAUCAAGGUGCACUACUGCGGCAUGUGCCACACCGACCUCCACUUCAUCAACAACGACUGGGGCAUCACCAUGUACCCCCUCGUGCCCGGCCACGAGAUCACCGGCGUCGUCACCCGGGUCGGCGCCAACGUCUCCGGCUUCCGCCCCGGCGACCGCGUCGGCGUCGGAUGCAUCGCCGCCUCCUGCCUCGACUGCGACCACUGCCGCCGCUCCGAGGAGAACUACUGCGACAAGGUCGCGCUCACCUACAACGGCAUCUUCUGGGACGGCAGCGUCACCUACGGCGGCUACUCCAGCAUGCUCGUCGCCCACAAGCGCUUCCUCGUGCGCAUCCCGGACGCCCUCCCGCUCGACGCCGCCGCGCCGCUGCUGUGCGCCGGGAUCACCGUGUACAGCCCCAUGAAGCAGCACGGGAUGCUGCUGGGCGAGCCCGGGCGGCGGCUGGGCGUGGUCGGGCUGGGCGGGCUCGGCCACGUCGCCGUCAAGUUCGGCAAGGCGUUCGGGCUCAAGGUCACCGUCAUCAGCACGUCGCCGGCCAAGGAGCGCGAGGCGAGGGAGAGCCUCAAGGCCGACGACUUCGUCCUGAGCACCGACGAGAGGCAGAUGCACGCCAUGGCUCGGAGCCUGGACUACGUGAUCGACACGGUGUCGGCGCAGCACUCGCUGGGGCCCAUCCUGGAGCUGCUCAAGGUGAACGGGAAGCUGGUGCUGGUGGCGGCGCCGGACAAGCCGGUGGAGCUGCCGUCCUUCCCGCUCAUCUUCGGGAAGAGGACGGUGAGCGGGAGCAUGACGGGGGGCAUGAAGGAGACGCAGGAGAUGAUGGACCUGUGCGGGGAGCACGGCAUCACCGCCGACAUCGAGCUCGUCUCCACCGACGGGAUCAACGACGCGCUGGCCAGGCUCGCGCGCAACGACGUCCGCUACCGCUUCGUCGUCGACGUCGCCGGCACUGGCUCCAGGCUCUAGUCACCAGACUCUGGCUUGCUGCUCGUUCCGUCAGAAAGAAAGGAUGGGUACCCUACUUCAUUUUCAGAUCAGUUCAGUUUCAGAGUAUGAUAGGAGGAAGUCCGUAAUUCUGUCGGCAUCCAAUUGGACAGGACAACGUUCUUAAUUUGUCUUCUGCAAUUAAAUUGUGGUAAAGUGCCACAAAAAAGGGAAUUUCAUCGACAUCUGUAUUAUAUAUUUAUUUUACUGUUUUGUA
Molecule: messenger RNA, 1391 nt
Organism: Triticum urartu
Lineage: Eukaryota; Viridiplantae; Streptophyta; Magnoliopsida; Poales; Poaceae
Product: putative cinnamyl alcohol dehydrogenase 6
Molecular function (GO): oxidoreductase activity, acting on the CH-OH group of donors, NAD or NADP as acceptor; zinc ion binding
Source: RefSeq, a predicted model, not a curated record